Molecule: messenger RNA, 4686 nt
Organism: Scophthalmus maximus (turbot)
Lineage: Eukaryota; Metazoa; Chordata; Actinopteri; Pleuronectiformes; Scophthalmidae
Gene: kpna3
Product: karyopherin alpha 3 (importin alpha 4)
Exons: 17
Coding region: 417-1982 (521 amino acids)
Biological process (GO): NLS-bearing protein import into nucleus
Cellular component (GO): nucleoplasm; nucleus; cytoplasm
Molecular function (GO): nuclear import signal receptor activity; protein binding
Source: RefSeq, a predicted model, not a curated record
UCAUCAGACAGUUACCAUGGUGAUGUAGAGAGACGAGAACCUGCCUCGUAGGACGGAAGCCCCAGAGUUACACCUGAAGUCGCCUCGAUAACCGCGUCGUGUUACAGGAUCUCCGCUGUGUCUCCCGGUGGCGGUUACUCGUUUGAAGACUUGUGCUGGGGGGGCGGGGGCAACACAUUUGUGGCUGAAUUUGUUAUUACUGCGUCGAGGAAGUCGUGGAAACCAGGACAGCCCAUGAAGGAGGUGCUAGCUCCUCCCCUCACUCUGCGAUCUGGUACGCCCCCCCCCCUCCCCCUCCCCCUCCUCCGCCCCCGGAUCCAGCAGCAGCAGCAGCAGCAGCACAGGAGCUGCCGAGCCUCGUCCCUCACCGAGGACAUCCCGACAGCCGGAGUAAAUAGCGAAACACCCGUACAGCCAUGGCAGAGAAGGCCGGCUUGGAGAACCACCGCAUCAAGAGCUUCAAAAACAAGGGACGUGAUGUCGAGACUAUGAGAAGACAUCGAAAUGAGGUGACAGUUGAGUUGAGAAAGAACAAACGAGACGAACAUCUACUGAAGAAGAGAAAUGUCCCGCAGGAGGAGAGUCUGGAGGACUCUGAUGUCGACUCAGACUUCAAAGGACAAAAUGUUACACUUGAUGCCAUCUUACAGAACGCUACCAGUGAUAAUGCGGUGAUACAGCUCAGUGCUGUACAGGCAGCCAGAAAACUGCUCUCGAGUGACAGAAACCCUCCCAUCGACGACUUGAUAAAAUCUGGGAUUCUGCCCAUUUUAGUCAAAUGCCUGGAAAGUGACGACAACCCCUCUCUUCAGUUUGAGGCAGCUUGGGCUCUGACCAACAUUGCGUCUGGGACUUCAGCACAGACUCAGGCUGUGGUUAAAUCCAAUGCAGUGCCCCUGUUCCUGCGACUGCUACACUCCCCCCACCAAAAUGUUUGUGAACAGGCCGUUUGGGCUUUAGGAAACAUUAUUGGUGACGGUCCAAUGUGCAGGGAUUAUGUCAUCUCCCUGGGCGUGGUCAAGCCCCUGCUGUCUUUCAUCAACCCGUCAAUCCCCAUUACCUUCCUCCGCAAUGUUACCUGGGUCAUUGUUAACCUCUGCCGCAACAAGGAUCCACCACCGCCCAUGGAGACUGUGCAGGAGAUUUUGCCUGCCCUCAGUGUGCUUAUAUAUCACAACGAUAUAAAUAUCCUCGUAGACACAGUGUGGGCUCUGUCUUAUCUGACGGACGGAGGCAACGAGCAGAUCCAGAUGGUCAUCGACUCUGGAGUUGUUCCAUUUCUUGUGCCUCUCCUCAGCCAUCAGGAGGUGAAAGUUCAGACGGCGGCUCUGAGGGCAGUGGGAAAUAUAGUUACGGGGACAGAUGAGCAGACACAGGUCGUGCUCAACUGUGACGUCCUCUACCAUUUCUCCAACCUGCUCACACACCCUAAAGAAAAGAUAAACAAGGAAGCUGUCUGGUUCCUGUCCAACAUCACAGCUGGGAACCAGCAGCAGGUCCAAGCUGUGAUCGAUGCCGGAUUGAUUCCUAUGAUCAUCCAACAACUGGCUAAGGGCGACUUUGGCACUCAGAAAGAGGCAGCGUGGGCCAUCAGCAACCUCACCAUCAGCGGGAGGAAAGACCAGGUGAAGUUCCUGGUGGAGCAGAAUGUCAUCCUCCCGUUCUGUAGCCUGCUGUCGGUGAAGGAUUCGCAGGUGGUGCAGGUGGUCCUGGACGGCCUCAAGAAUAUUUUCAUCAUGGCGGGUGACGAAGCCAGCACUAUUGCUGAGAUCAUCGAGGAGUGUGGAGGUUUGGAGAAGAUAGAGAAUCUGCAGCAGCAUGAGAAUGAGGAUAUCUACAAACUAGCCUUUGAGAUUAUUGAUCAGUACUUUUCAGGAGAUGAUAUCGAUGAAGAUCCCAGCUUGAUCCCCGACACCACUCAAGGAGGAACCUUCAACUUUGAUCCAGCUUCCAACAUGCAAACAAAGGAGUUUAAUUUCUAAAAGCCAGGAUAUCUGGUUCGACCAGCUGCACGGGUACUCUGUAAUCACCCCAGACGUUCAUCCAUCUCUCCUCCAACCUGGCAACCUGGUACCAAAGGAUUUACUUAGGAUCACUUCAACAUGGAAACUCACCACUGAAGGAUUUACCCACCUCUGCACUGCGGGGUGUUUUUUUUUUUUCUUUUCACAUCAUUCACCAAACACGGCAUCCAUUCGUAGGAGUCCUGGUCACUCAACAGGCACCAUCACCACCUGACUACCUGCAUCAGGAGGAUCGUCAGUAUCCUCUGCCAGUGCUUCUAAGUAUCAAACACAAAUAAAAAGCAGAAGGAAGGAAAAAGCCUUCGGGGCAAGAUAUAAUUGCCAAAUGUCAAGUUCUCACAAAGACAAAAACACAAGCACAUGUACACACACACACGCGCACACCUUUUGACACGUAGGAUUUGUGUGCAUACUUCUGUUAGAAGCCAUCAUAUCACUUGUUACUUCACCCACGUGCACGCACACUAAUAUUCAAGUACACACACAUCAACACACUUAAGUCACACUGACACCUGGCACCCCGAUAACCCUCUCACCCAGUUUAAAGAGUUAAUCCCAGAGCUAAGCCAUGAUUAUCCACGGACCCCUACUGCCCUCCCAGGAGCGUCCUGGGCAGGUGGAGGUGGUGAAAGGGCUCCAAGGCUAAAAGAGGACUCCGUGGCAAACUGACUGACGGGACUUUUUACUCAGUGGCGUCACUUAUUUUUUUAACGUGACCUGUGUUGAAUUAUCAAACUUAAGUUUGUUUUAAAAAAAAAAACAAAUCAGCAAAAAUGUGAAGAAAAUGCCAUAAUACUCCCCCCCCCCCCCAAAUACAUACGACUUUGAGACCUGCUAAUUGCCUGCUGCUGAUUCAGCAGAGCAACAAUUUUUUUUCUUUUUCUUUUUGGUAUGUGAAUACCUAUCAUGGGAGGAAGCACCUUACAGGGAAGGCGCAGAGACUUGAGAGAAAAGGAACAUGUCAGCUGUAGCGUUUAUCUCCCCCAUAGGACGUCAUUUCUGCAGCAUGAGCUUGGUCACGUCCUCCGACCCAGUGAACUGUGUGCUCGGGACUCCCCUCAAUGUGAAACUCGGAAGGGGGGUUCAACAUCAACAACAACAACAAAACAAACAGAGAGAAAAACGAGCUAAAAUCGACCUGAACUGCUUAUCUGACCUUAAGCUUAUUUUAAUUUUGUUUAUUUUGUAUUUUAUUUUUUAUUCUCUCUGCAAAAAGAUUUUUUUAGAUUCAUGUUUCAUUUUCUUCUGGUCGAGUCUGUGGAGCUUCCAUGUGUCGUUUUUUUUGCAUUCUCCUUUUCUUCAGUCUUAUGCACACGUCUGAGAGGCAUAUCGAUGUCUGCCUGCAGAGAGGGACCGAUACUCAUCGAAGACUAAACUUGUAUAAGGAGUAUAGGUCCUGACAUUUAUAAAACUUAACUACUUUUUUUCGAUGAAGGGGUCACGUCAUCACUCAAUUUAAAUAAUUGUACAAAACUGUAAUGUGUAUCUCUCCUUGCCGUCUAAUGAAUAUAUGAAUAUAUUUACAUAAAGCCUGUACAAAGCUGCUGCAGCUGACAGUCGUUGGAUGGACGAUAACUUUACUGUCAAAGAUGGCUGGGGAGGGAUUGUUUUUUUUUGUUUUUGUUUUUUUUCUUUGAAGCAAUAUUACUUUGUUUCAUUGUUUUUAUUUUUGACUUGCAUACGUAUUGUGAUGACAUGCUGAUGAAUUCGAAACAGGCUGUGUUUUUCUUCUCUUCAUAGUGGUGACGGGCUGUUUUAAAAUGUACCGUCCCGUGUCCCAGUCGGUGUGUAGGUUCGGGAUUUGAGGUGUCAAACUCCGAGCCCAACCCUAAGCCCUGGUCUCGAAGACUUUUACGAUCCUCCGGAUGGCUGCUAACUACUGAGAGGGGGUCAGCGCAGGGGGUGGGCGGGGGGCUAUCACACUGGGGUUUAAAAUAUUGUGUGGGGUUGUUAUGAGCAGCCCAGGCUUGUUUAUGGGACUAGCUGUUUAUUACUGAACAAAAACUAUAGAGAGGGUGUACAGUCAUGAACUAGCAGAAUAGACCGAGCCACUUUAAAGAUUUACAAUUUCGUUGCCUUGUAUCUGAAUUGGAUACAAGCGUUAUGUUUGUUGCAAGAUUUUUACUUGCUGAUGAAAAAGUUUUAAAUGAAAAUAAUAGGAGAGAAGCAACAGACAGCGUUUUGGCCUCUGAUUGUUUAUAUCUUUUUAUAAAUUUUAGAUUGAAUUCUUCUCUUUAAGGUGGCUCAUUGAUGCUUUCAACUCUUGUGCAUAUUAAAGAAAAGAAUGAGUUGAAAAUCAUUGUGCCUUUUGUUUUUCAUUUCAACUAAAACUAGGUUUUAUUGAAUAGAAAAAAAGAUUCUGUGAGCGUCAGGAGAAUGUGCGCGAUGUGGCUACGGUCAUGUGUGGCCCUCCGUGGUGUUGAAGUUUGCCGUCAGUCCUGCUCGCUGCUGUUGAGAGCCACUGCUCCCCUCCGAUCGGAUUCAUGGAACAUUGUAAUGCACCAUUUCUCCCACUCGACUACGCUCCUUCCCCCGAAACAUAACAAACCAUCAUUGCCAUAUUUCAGUCAGGGGAUUUUGAUAUCAUUGCCUCUCAUCUCGCCCUCAGGACAUGAUCUGUGUUUCUGAUCCUAACCAAAAUAAACUUGAUGUUUAGCCACUG